Molecule: messenger RNA, 1047 nt
Organism: Haliotis rufescens (red abalone)
Lineage: Eukaryota; Metazoa; Mollusca; Gastropoda; Lepetellida; Haliotidae
Product: clumping factor B-like
Exons: 4
Coding region: 1-1047 (348 amino acids)
Source: RefSeq, a predicted model, not a curated record
AUGUCACGAAGGGUUGUUUCUAUGGAUCAAUACGAAGCCUGUGGUCUCCUCAUGGAGCGAGCUGCGUCUUUAGUCUCUGGUAAUGAGAGUCGCCUGCACCUACUAGUUGUUCGUGAGAGCAAUUAUCGUGUCCGACUCAUCAGGAGAAUAGAGUCCGACAACGAGACUGAAAAUGACACACAGAUAGAGUCUGACAACGAGACUGACUCACACAAAGAGUCUGACAACGAGACUGACUCACAGAAAGAGUCUGACAUCAUAGAGUCUGACAACGAGACUGAAAAUGACACACAGAUAGAGUCUGACAACGAGACUGACUCACAGAAAGAGUCUGACAACGAGACUGACUCACAGAUAGAGUCUGACAACGAGACUGAGUCUGACCCAAAGAUAGAGACUGACUCACAGAUAGAUACUGACUCGCAGAUAGAGUCUGACAACGAGACUGACUCACAGAAAGAGUCUGACAACGAGACUGACUCACAGAUAGAGUCUGACAACGAGACUGAGUCUGUAACACAGAUAGAGACUGACUCACAGAUAGAUACUGACUCGCAGAUAGAGUCUGACAACGAGACUGAAUCACAGAAAGAGUCUGACAACGAGACUGACUCACAGAUAGAGUCUGACAACGAGACUGAGUCUGACACACAGAUAGAGUCUGACAACGAGACUGAGUCUGACACACAGAUAGAGACUGACUCACAGAUAGAUACUGACUCGCAGAUAGAGUCCGACAACGAGACUGACUCACAGAAAGAGUCUGACAACGAGACUGACUCACAGAUAGAGUCUGACAACGAGACUGAGACUGACACACAGAUAGAGACUGACACACAGAUUGAUACUGACUCGCAGAUAGAGUCUGACAACGAGACUGAGACUGACACACAGAUAGAGACUGACACACAGAUUGAUACUGACACACAGAUAGAGUUUGACAACGAGACUGACACUGACACAGAGAUUGAGUUUAGCACAAAGACCUACAUGCACAAUGAGUCACUUCCCAUAACUGCCCGCAGCGUGAACAGAACACGUCUGUAG